CCAGUGGACUGGGCGGAUGCCAAGCCCACUUUGUCUGAUGGGGAAGUUGAGAAGGGGGUUCACCCACGACGACGCAAUGGCGAUGCGGGCAGCAGAGGCACUAGGCGGGGUUGUGUGGGUUGGCUAUUCAAGCCAUUUGUCUUCGUUGUGUAGUUCUGUGAUGUGUAUAAAUCUAUCAGAUAAUCCCCGAUUUCUUCCACGGUCCCUUGCCUUUCUCUGUCGUCAGUACCGUGCUCAACUCAACCCACACCCCUGAAAUCCAAACACGCCUGAAGACAACUCGUGGCUUUUGUUCUAUCCACUUCCCAAACUGCUCUCUCUUCCACACCCACUAUCCCCGCAAACCCGCAAUGUCAGCCGUCCAGCAGAACCUCGAGGCGGCCUCGGCCCGCUAUUCCGCCUCCUUCACCCAGGGCAGCCUCGCCCUGCCCCCGGCCAAGAAGUACCUCGUCCUCACCUGCAUGAACGCGCGCAUCGACCCGGCCCCGGCCUUUGGCAUCGAGCUGGGCGACGCCCACGUCAUUCGCAAUGCCGGCGCUUCAGCCGAGGACGCGCUCCGGUCCAUCGUCAUCAGCCAGCAGCUGCUCGGCACGACCGAGAUCGUGCUGGUCAAGCACACCGGCUGUGGCAUGCUGACGUUCCGGAACGAGGGCGCGUACAAGAUUGUUGAGGACAAGCUCGGUCCCCCGGUGGUCGAGGAACUCCGCCAGAGAAAGCUUGAUUUCCUGCCGUUUCCGGACUUGGAGAAGGCGGUCGAGGCCGAUGUCGCGUUCCUCAGGGCGUCGAAACUGGUGCCGGACUCGGUUGUCAUCAGUGGCUGGGUCUACGAGGUCGAGACGGGGAAGACGAGGCGGGUAGUGUGAGUCAGUCUCUUCCGGGGUGUGUCCGAGCUAAUUACUGCCGCUCAUGGGUCGUAAUGGGACGUAUGCAUAUUUGGAGCGUUCAG
Messenger RNA from Thermothielavioides terrestris NRRL 8126, 946 nucleotides. RefSeq lists its product as uncharacterized. NCBI's taxonomy places the organism in Eukaryota, Fungi, Ascomycota, Sordariomycetes, Sordariales, Chaetomiaceae. The record is from RefSeq and is a predicted model, not a curated record. Gene Ontology annotation, molecular function: zinc ion binding; carbonate dehydratase activity. Bases 351 to 863 code for a protein of 170 amino acids. The transcript has 3 exons.